GGGACCUCCGAGCCACAGAGGGGUGUGAGGGGUGUGGGGGGGGAGGGACAGAAACAAAAUAAAAUAAUGGGCAACAUGGCAACCGAGAUCGUUGCCUUUGUCCUGACGAUCUCCGGGUGGAUCCUGGUGUCGUCCACGCUGCCGAUAGACUACUGGAAGGUGUCCUCUGUGGACGGGACGGUCAUCACCACGGCGACAUUCUGGUCUAAUCUUUGGAAAACGUGCGUGACCGACUCCACCGGCGUGUCCAACUGUAAGGACUUCCCUUCGAUGCUGGCGCUGGACGUCUACAUCCAGGUGUGUCGGGGGCUGAUGAUCGCCGCCGUGUGUCUGGGGUUCUUCGGCGCCACCUUGGCCCUGGUCGGCAUGAAGUGCACCAGAAUAGGCGGCUCGGAGACCACCAAGGCCCGCCUGACGGUCCUCUCGGGCUCACAUUUCGUCCUCAGCGGGCUCUGCUGCAUGACGGCGUGCUCCAUAUAUGCUCACAGGGUCACAGCCGACUUCUUUGACCCCCUCUUUGUUGCCCAGAAGUUUGAGCUGGGGGCAGCUCUCUUCAUCGGCUGGGCUGGAUCUGUGCUGUGCAUCCUGGGGGGACUUAUCUUCUGCCUCUCCCUGUCCGAGGGCUCCAGCGCCAGAGCUGAACACUCGUACCCUGGAGCUGCGGCGUUUGUGUCGGGGCGCAACAAGCACAAAAAGACAGUCAGCAGCCUGCAGAAGGAACCGGGGGAGCCGCCGAGGCAGUUUGGAAGAAACGCCUACGUGUGACAUCAUCGAAUUCAUCGAUGGAUUUCACCUUUAUGAACUUCUGUGCCUCCACAUUCUGCAGUAGUCAGAACAUAAACAUGGCCACUUUUUGGGGCCAUUUCUAUCAGUGGCCGUAUGCAAAAGAUGAGCUUUUAUUCUUCUUCUUUUAAGACAGGAAAUUUGAUUUGGCCCCAAAAGAGUGCUCAACCUCUCCGGCCUCUCCCCGUCUGUCCCGCAUAGAGACUGGAGACAUAUUCAAUAUCUAUUUCAUAAUUUCAGUUAAAGGCCAAUUGGACAUUAAUAUUUAAGGAAAAUAUAUUUCAAAGCAUUUUAAAGAUGAUAUUCAGUGGUUGUAGUCAGGAUUUCUUAUUUGGGGGGAUAUUUUUGCACAAAAUGUAAAAUCAUUUAUAAGUUACUUUAGUUUUUUUGACUAGUUGCUUGUUUGAUAACAAUUAUGUAUAUGUGACCAAAUAGUAGUUUGGUACGUAACCAACAAAUAAAGAAUAGAUAACUUCUUAAAACCUGGGCAGCUGUUACGCAACUCCAGUUAAUCUUCUCCUGUCACUCGAAGGAAAUAUAUGGGACACCCUGUUAAUAAUUCAUAAGCUGAGGGUCUUUCUCGGAGGG
Messenger RNA from Pseudoliparis swirei, 1371 nucleotides. RefSeq names its product claudin 10a (gene cldn10a). The record is from RefSeq and is a predicted model, not a curated record. The coding region runs from base 67 to 765 and encodes 232 amino acids. Gene Ontology annotation, cellular component: plasma membrane; bicellular tight junction. The transcript is spliced from 5 exons. Lineage: Eukaryota; Metazoa; Chordata; Actinopteri; Perciformes; Liparidae. Gene Ontology annotation, molecular function: structural molecule activity. Gene Ontology annotation, biological process: cell adhesion; bicellular tight junction assembly.